Molecule: messenger RNA, 696 nt
Organism: Xenopus laevis (African clawed frog)
Lineage: Eukaryota; Metazoa; Chordata; Amphibia; Anura; Pipidae
Gene: cldn17.3.L
Product: claudin 17 gene 3 L homeolog
Exons: 1
Coding region: 1-696 (231 amino acids)
Cellular component (GO): membrane; bicellular tight junction; plasma membrane
Molecular function (GO): structural molecule activity
Source: RefSeq, a predicted model, not a curated record
AUGGCUCAUUUGGUGGUGCAGAUCAUUGGAUUUCUCUGUGGGUGCAUCGGGAUGAUUCUUGCCUGGGUGAUUACGUUUAUGCCUCAGUGGAGGGUGUCUGUCAUUUUGGAAAAUGAUGGAUCUCAAAAUUUCCGACUUGAUGGACAGUGGAUCAGUCGCUUCGAUGGCCUGUGGAGCACCUGCGUUAAUCAGGUCCAGAAUGCACAACAGUGUAAAAGCUAUGACUCCGUGAUUUCAGUCUCAACAGACAUAAAAGCUGGAAGAGUACUGAUGAGCUUUGCUGUUAUAUUGAGUUUUCUAGCAUGUCUUUUCUCCUUUAUUGGGCUGGUGCUCACUAGAUUUCAAAAUAAGUACGGGAAGCACUGCCUUAUUCUAACAUCGGGAAUCCUGUACAUUAUUAGUAUUGUUUUGAUGGUUAUUCCAGUGAUCUGGGUGACGGCCAACAUUGUUUGCCAGGCCUGUGAGCCUUACUGCAAAGGAGGAUUCAGGAUUGAGCUAGGAGAAGCCUUGUUCCUUGCCUGGCCAGCUAUUGGAUUUCUUCUUGUUGGAGGGAUAAUGUUAUGCUGGGCCUGUCCAAGUAGGCACCAACAAGAAACAUGCAUCUAUUCCACACCUCAGGAUCAUGGCGUGGCAUGCAGAGUACGUCCGACAGAUAGAGAACUUUCAGAUUGCUACAACAAGAUUGAGUAUAUUUAA